AUGUCCGCUCGAUUAAGCGAAGAGUGGGACGGCUUGGACGAUGACGAGAGCUUCCAAGAGAUUAUGUUCGAGCAACGGCUAUGGGCACUAACUGCCUAUCAACGAUUGACGCAGAACAAACCCCUGCAGUCACCUGCGCAUGAGUUACUGAGUAAUAGUCAACCAGCAGAUCAGAGGAGGGUACUCCAAAUACAUGGUUCUCUAGUAUAUACGCUCUCUACCACCAAGACUCAGCCAGCUACCACGUACCCUGCGCCUCUCAACCAUCAUACACUAUACAUUCCUUCACUUGCAUCCCCAACGCCAUUUCCCGAUAACUACUUCGACGCCGUUAUCUCGCGUUCCGUCGCGACAGUUCUUCGAAAUGACGAUUGGGCUCGAUCAUUCUUCGACUGCAUGCGUGUGCUCAAGCCCGGUGGACAAAUCGAAAUACUCUCAGUGGAUGCGCACAUGAGCUGCGAAGGGCCCAAGCUAUCAUCAUGGGUUGACGAGCAUCUUUCCUGUCGGCUGGAAGCUCACGGCGUGAGCAAGCAGGCUUCAGACACUGUCCUCGACACAAUGGAGAUUGUAGGCUUCGAUAACAUUCGUCGCGCUCGCAUCGCGCUUCCAGCGCAUCCACCCAAGGUGGCACCUAAAGCGGCGCCAUCUGCAUCACAUACUUUUGGUGCUGCGAUCCCGGCUCCCACACCUCAAGAUACUCUAGAUACGACGAAGAUGAUGGCUUUCCUCGGCCGCCAUUUCUAUCAGGAUCUUUACAGCAGGUUCAUAGACGUCAGACAGGGAGAUGAGUGGUUCUGGUCGGAUAAGGAGAUUCGGGCGGAGUGUGAUCUCUACAAGACAAAGACGGUACUGACAAUUGCUUGUGGGCAAAAGUCUACAAGUAUGUGUCACACCGGAAGUUAUCUAGAUGACUAG
This is a messenger RNA of Alternaria viburni, 915 nucleotides long. RefSeq lists its product as uncharacterized. Gene Ontology annotation, molecular function: S-adenosylmethionine-dependent methyltransferase activity. The record is from RefSeq and is a predicted model, not a curated record. Lineage: Eukaryota; Fungi; Ascomycota; Dothideomycetes; Pleosporales; Pleosporaceae. The transcript is spliced from 2 exons. The coding region runs from base 1 to 915 and encodes 304 amino acids.